Penicillium nucicola is the source of this 993-nucleotide messenger RNA. RefSeq lists its product as uncharacterized. Gene Ontology annotation, molecular function: oxidoreductase activity, acting on the CH-OH group of donors, NAD or NADP as acceptor. The coding region runs from base 1 to 993 and encodes 330 amino acids. The record is from RefSeq and is a predicted model, not a curated record. The transcript is spliced from 2 exons. NCBI's taxonomy places the organism in Eukaryota, Fungi, Ascomycota, Eurotiomycetes, Eurotiales, Aspergillaceae.
AUGUCGAAGGGAUUGAUCUUCAUCACCGGGGCCACUGGCUUCAUUGGCAGCGCCGUGGCUCUCGAAGCUGUCAAGGCCGGUCAUCAACUGCGAGUUUGUCUGCGCAAGCCCUCGGAACAGCUGCAGUCCGUCCUUUCCGAAUACAGCGAUCAAGUCGAAUAUGUUAUCAUUCCAGAUCUCACCAGUGAAACGGCAUUCGAUGGCAAGCUAGAAGGAGUGGAUUUUGUCUUUCAUCUGGCAUCCCCUCUAACUCAUGGAACCAACAAGGAGACGUACUUCACGCCGGCUGUGAAAGGUACGACUUCCUUGCUGGAGUCAGCAGCCAAGGUUCCAAGCAUCAAAAAGGUGGUCGUGACUUCCUCUGUUGCUGCUUUGGUGCCCUUGAAUGGCAUUCCGGCUGGAGGAGUAGUCAAAGAGGACAAUGACUGGGACUUCUCCGUCGACGAGAACGGGUCAUUUGAAGAUCCCGAAAACCCAGCAGCAACACCCAUGCUUCUAUACCGGGCUUCCAAGCUCCUUGCCAACAAAGCAACCUGGGAUUUCCGGGCAGCAGCUAAGCCGCAUUAUGCAUUGGUCACUCUGCACCCAGUAUUUGUCUGGGGACACAACCUUGUGCAGACCUCGGCCGAGCAAGUUUUAUCGGGAUCCAAUGGUCUUCUCUGGAGUCUGAUGAUGCGAAACAAUCCCAGUGGAAGCGGUGGUGUUCAUGUCCAGGACGUGGCCGAGGUGCACGUCAAAGUGUUGGACCCGAAAAUUCCUGAUGGCUCGAAGUAUUUGCUGGCUGCGCCCAUCGACCCUGUUCCUGAAUUUGCAAGCAUUGCGAAGAGAUUGUAUCCUGAUUCUGGAGCCCAGGUCACCGAGGAUAUUCGAAUUGCCUGGCAACCACUCGAUACCACCAAGGCGGAAACCGAGCUUGGGAUUAAAUGGCGCUCACAUGAGAUGAUGAUCAAGGAAGUGAUGGAUCAGCAGCUUGGAUUUUAUCAGAAAGAAUAG